CCUCUUUUCUCACCCAGCAGCCGCCAAAACCAGUGAGGCACUCAUCAGAUCAGACACAGCAAGUGAAACCUCGUCGUACGCAGUCGACAAUCGCAAUGAAGAGAAUCGAAACCUACGAGGACUUCGUCAAAGUUCACGGUCUGCUUCUGUUUGGUUGUGUAGUUAAUGGAAGUUCCUGGGUUGGCUGAGAGGAUGGCGGCGAUAAUGUGUGUGGAUGCUGAUUUGAAUUCUGAUUCAGAAGAGGACCGUUUGAGUGAGGGCAAUGCAAAACGUUGCGUUUCGGAGGUACUGGAAAAUGAGAUUACUGAAGCCAACGGGAACGUGAGGUGGUUGGAGCUUGAGGACCUUGACAUCGAUGAUGAAACGCUGUCGUCCUUAGACUUGUCUACUAAGUGCCCAGGUUUGUUUGCAUUAUCCUUGUGUGGAAAUAAGCUUGAGAAUGUGGAAGUAGUUGUUCAAGAAGUUACCAAGUUCAAAAAUCUAAGAGCUCUAUGGCUGAACAAUAACCCAGUUGUACAAAAUUGGUAAAGCAUGCUUAUUAAUAUUCAGAAAGGUGUUAAUGUCUGCUUUAA
This is a messenger RNA of Prunus avium (sweet cherry), 572 nucleotides long. RefSeq lists its product as uncharacterized. The record is from RefSeq and is a predicted model, not a curated record. NCBI's taxonomy places the organism in Eukaryota, Viridiplantae, Streptophyta, Magnoliopsida, Rosales, Rosaceae.